UUUUAAUUCUGUAAACUGCUGCUGGAUCUGUGAUUCCUCAUGCCUUCAAGAAUUUCACCAAAGGAAGGCAUCUGGGGCUUCUUCUUCUACUGGAUCUGAAACAGACAGCUAGUGUUAUAUUUCUUUGACCUCUAAAUUCAUGAAAAAUUAGAGAAAGAAAGAAAAAGAUGAUAGAGUUAAUGCUCAAGAAACCUUUGCAUAGUAUUGUAGUGGUGCUCAUAGUCUCUUUGUUCCUUAUUCUGUUCUCAUCAUCUUCUCCUUUCUCUGGAACCCCUUAUAGUAUUACUUCGUUCUCAGAUAGACCGGAGAUUUGGAGUCUUCGAAGGGUUGUUGAAUGGAGACCCUGCAAAUGGUGGCUUCAACAACCUCCUUCUCCUCUACCUGCUCACAGUAAUGGUUACAUUCGUGUGGAUUGCUAUGGUGGGCUCAAUCAGAUGAGAAGGGAUUUUUGCGAUGGCGUUGGGAUUGCUCGACUGCUUAAUGCAACUCUUGUUUUGCCCAAAUUUGAAGUGGCCGCAUAUUGGAAUGAAUCAAGUGGGUUUGCAGAUGUGUUUGAUGUGGAUUACUUCAUCCAAGAAAUGAAUGGCUAUGUUAAAGUAGUUAAAGAUUUGCCUGCAGAUAUUGCAUCAAAAGAACCUUUUCGAGUAGAUUGUAGCAAGAGAAAAGGCCAGUUUGAUUAUGUUGAAAGUGUACUUCCUGCUUUAUUGGAGCAUCGUUAUAUAUCUAUGACACCUGCAAUGAGUCAGAGAAGGGAUAGGUAUCCUUUACAUGGAAAGGCUGCUCUUUGUCAAGCUUGUUAUACUGCUCUGCGACUUACUAACUCUUUGGAGAAAAAGGGCCUCGAGCUUCUGCAGGCUAUACCUAAGCCCUUCCUCUCGCUGCACCUGAGGUUUGAACCUGACAUGGUUGCAUACAGCCAAUGUGAGUACUUUGGUCUUUCUUCUACCUCCUUAAAAGCUAUAGAGGCAGCACGUGCGGACCGCAAACCCUGGGCUGGAGAAGCAUCCCGUAUUUGGAGAAACCGCGGCAAGUGUCCCCUCACUCCAAAUGAGACUGCUCUCAUUCUUCAGGCUCUUUCCGUCCCUACAAACACAAAUAUAUAUUUGGCCGCUGGAGAUGGGCUUAUGGAACUUGAAGGGCUUACCUCUGUAUACACUAAUGCUGUUACAAAAUCCACCCUUCUUAGUGAUGAGGACUUCACAAGCAUGCAUGGAAACACAAAAGCUGCCCUUGAUUAUUAUGUAUCCAUUAACAGCGACUAUUACAUUGCUACGUACUUUGGGAAUAUGGAUAAGAUGGUAGCAGCAAUACGGGCUAUGAAGGGGUUGUACAAAACGCUUUUCUUAAGUAGGAGGGCUUUUGCAGUAUUCACAUCUCAAGGGCUCAGAGGGGAAAGAUUAAUGGAAGCACUGUGGAAGGCUCAUAGAGAUGAUUUUGUGAUGAGUAGGGGUUCUGCUUUAUCUGACUGCUUUUGUGAGUUCCAGUUAUAGGUAGAUUAUAAUCAUUUUUUAAAUCCCUUCAAAUUUAUGUAGUUUUGCAUCACUGAUUUAUCUCGAAUAUUUGUAGAUCUGUCCCAGCAUGAAGGGCAUUGUUUAGCUAAUGAAUUGAACCAUGUAUUUGUUUUGA
Molecule: messenger RNA, 1626 nt
Organism: Coffea eugenioides
Lineage: Eukaryota; Viridiplantae; Streptophyta; Magnoliopsida; Gentianales; Rubiaceae
Product: O-fucosyltransferase 13
Exons: 6
Coding region: 168-1490 (440 amino acids)
Cellular component (GO): cytoplasm
Source: RefSeq, a predicted model, not a curated record